CGCCCCCUCCGCUCCUCCGCGGAGCUGCAGUGAAGGAUGUUGGAAGAGAGACGAGAAGGAGGGAAGCAGUGACACACAGAACACUGUAACCAACUACAGUAUCGUAACAUUCCGGAUUAAAAACCUGUCUGCUAAUGAAUGAUAAACUGGUUCAUUCUCCCCGCAGGAGCUCAGAGGGAAGAUGCAUGUAAACCUAACAAGAAGAAGAAGAAGAAGAAGAAGAAGUGAUGAGGAAGUUCUCUGAAGCGCUCUGACAGGAUGUCAUCACAGGGGGGUAACGAGCCCCCUCCAAACGGAGGUCAACCAGAUAGCCGUCUAAAGAGCAAGAAGCCGCCGAGCCUUGUGAUAGCGAUCCCUCCGCCUGAGGAGACCAUGACCCACGACCCGGCGAAACAGCCACUUCGACCGUCUCUGAAAAAAAGCAUGAGUCAGGCCCCCGGCUCGUUGUCGGAGAGCGUGGGCGGAGCCUACGAUGGACGCUCCUCAGCCAGAGACAGGAGGGCCAAGUUCGGCAGACAGACGUCGCUCUCACAAAGCAUCCGCAGGAACACGGCGACCUGGUUCGGCGUCGGGGAGGACUGUGAGACCAAGCAGCAGCUAUGGCACAGGAAGAGCAUGCGCCACUGCAGCCAACGCUACGGCAAGCUGAAAGCCCAAUACAGAGAGCCGGAUACGGCCACCAGCAUCGACCAAGGCCCGGAGUCACCGGCCACACAGAGGAUGCCCAAGAUUGUGGAUCCUCUGGCACGGGGGCGAGCCUUCCGCUGCCCUGACGAGAUGGACAGUCGCUCGCCCAGGACGCCGCACACCGCUCACGGGGGUCCCAUCACCCCGGGCGUCACCUCUCUCAGCUCCUUCACCAGCCAGCGCUCCGGGUACAGCCGCUUCCCCAAACGGAAGAGGGAGUCGGUCGCCCGCAUGAGCAUCCGCGCUGCGUCCAACCUGCUGAGGGGUCGUAGCGGCUUGGCGGGCUCUCAGACCGGUCGCAGUUUCCCCAAGAGGAGCUUCGUCCGGCCCAGCUGGAUGGACGAAGAAACCGUGGACUCUACAGACACACCGGAGUCGCUCUUCUUCAGCAAGGUCGACGCCCACGAUGAGUUUUACCACAUGACCGAUGACGUGUUUGAAUCCCCUCCCAUAUCUGCAGCGUUCGCUCCCAGCGAGCCGCCGGACCAGAAGUUCCCGAGCCUUAAGGACGUAUCCAGAACACCGACAGCAGUGCCUGAGAAGAGAUGUCCUCGUCGGGGCGGCCGCAUCGCCUCCCAGGUGAAGCACUUUGCCUUCGACAAACAGAAGCGUCAGUACGGGAUGGGCGUGGUGGGGAAGUGGCUGAACCGCCACUACAGACGCAGCCUCAGCAGCAACGUGCAGAAACAGCUGGACGACUUCCACAGCCACAGACCCUACUUUACCUACUGGAUCACAUUUGUCCACGUGGUCAUCACUCUGCUGGCGUGCUGUACGUAUGGCUUUGCCCCCGUGGGGUUUGCCCAACACUCCACAACUGAACUGGUGCUGAAGAACAAAGGCAUCUAUGAAAGUGUCAAGUUCAUUCAACAGGAGAACUUCUGGAUCGGCCCCAGCUCUGAUGAUCUGAUCCACCUGGGAGCAAAGUUCUCGCCCUGCAUCCGUCAGGACCGACAGAUCGUCAACCUGAUCCAGAGGGCCAAAAACCUGGAGAGAGAGUCGGGCUGCUGCGUCCAGAACGAUAACUCAGGCUGCGUGCAGACCCACAGCUCCGACUGCUCGGAGACUCUGGCCACCUUUAUCAAAUGGAGCGAUGAGGACACUGACAUCAUCAGGUCGUCUGGUUCUGUGUGUCACCAGGAUCCCAGAGUGUGUGAGGAGCCCGCCUCUGCAGAGCCUCAUACGUGGCCCGAUGACAUCACCCAGUGGCCGGUUUGCACGUUUCCUAAGAAGUGGAACCACACGGGCUACAGACACAUGGACUGCAACAUCAAGGGCCGGCCGUGCUGCAUCGGAACCAAGGGCAGAUGUGAGAUCACCACCAGAGAGUAUUGCUCUUUCAUGCAUGGUUACUUCCACGAGGACGCCACACUCUGCUCACAGGUUCACUGUCUGGACGAUGUGUGCGGCUUACUCCCCUUCCUCAACCCCGAUGUGCCUGAUCAGUUCUACCGACUGUGGCUCUCUCUCUUCCUCCAUGCUGGGCUGCUGCACUGCGUGGUGUCCGUGGUGUUCCAGAUGACCAUACUGAGGGACCUGGAGAAGCUGGCCGGUUGGGUCCGCAUCUCCAUCAUUUAUGUCCUCAGUGGCAUCACAGGAAACCUGGCCUCCGCCCUCUUCCUGCCCUACAGAGCGGAGGUGGGUCCGGCCGGCUCUCAGUUUGGCCUCCUGGCGUGCCUCUUCGUCGAGCUGUUUCAAGGCUGGCAGAUUUUGGAGAAGCCCUGGAAGGCCUUCCUCAAGCUGCUGGGCAUCGUCCUCUUCCUCUUCACGUGCGGCCUCCUGCCGUGGAUCGACAACAUCGCCCACAUCUUCGGCUUCCUCAGCGGCCUGCUGCUCUCCUUCGCCUUCCUGCCCUACGUCACCUUCGGCACGUUCGACAAGUACCGCAAACGGGUCCUCAUCGGCGUCUCCAUGUUGGCCUACACGGGGCUGUUCUCGUCGCUCAUCGUGUGGUUUUAUAUCUAUCCCAUCAACUGGCACUGGCUGGAGCAUCUCACCUGCCUGCCCAUCACGAGCAACUUCUGCGAGAAGUACGACAUCGACCACAACAUCUACGACGUGGUGCACUAAACGACCACGUCAGCUGAUUCCCCCGGUCAAGUGGCCUUUCACCAACGUGCAACCACGUCUCAGGUCUUCUUAUCAGGACCAGAUCGGCCUGGGACGUGCUCAGUCCUUCAAACUCGACUCAGUCUGGAUCUAACUAGCAUGUUGGUUUGCUAACAGGCUAGCCUCAGAAUACUCAGGAAGUGAAAAUGACAAACAGACAGAGAAGAUCUGACGCUUCCUUCAGGUCAUGAAAAGUUGAUCUAAAGGAGCCGGGAAGGCGGGACCCGAGGACCCGAACAAUCCCCGACUAUACGAUUGAGGAAUAAGUGAGAUGAAAAGAGAGACUGAUGCCAAAGAGGCUCAUCAACACUACAAACUGUUUUUUUUAAUCCCUUUUGUAUUCACUCAGCAUGUCGGCUUCUUCAGACCAGAGAGGAAUAUUAUAUAAUGUGUUCACGCUAAUGAUGUCAACAUGGUCCAUACUUGGAGACUUUUCAAUACCACGUGUUUGCAAACGGUACAAUCUGAAGAAAUCUAAAAAAAACUUUACUCAUAAUUUAAACCAAAAUCUGCUGCCAGUAAAUCCUAACGAGUCCCUUUGAGCGUUCAUAAAGAUGCAAACACACAGUUCAUCAUGACGAGAGAAUCCAAAAACAUGGACAGAGGACAGAGUCUGCAGAAUGAGCGUCCGCCUCAGGCUGAGAUGUUAGAUUUUAAAAUGGGUCUAAACCUCGUUAGGGGUACAUGACGGAUACUCGGGACGUUUACACGAUGUGUGCGGCCGACUUCAACUUGACUUUUAAAAAACAUGCAAACAUCUUCGUCUAACUCAAAUAAUACUAAGUCCACAACUUGAAGUCGGACUAAAACACCGAAACAAAGUGUUUUGGGAGUCGUUUCACUCUCGCGUGUGUGCACCUCAGAUCGGGCCCAAACUGUCCGCAACGUUCUGAGCACGCUCCACAGCUGCUGCGCCAGACUUGGACCCAGAAGUCGAGCAGAAUAAAUGUGUAAAAAGAAAGAGAAGAAGAAAAUAAGACGAAGGUUUCAACAUGGCGAGUGAGAGAGAGAGAGUCGUGCAACUUAGUACACAAGUUUUCAGCGUCACACAGUCUGCCGCCUGCUAACUUGUUUGUCAGUUUUUGUCUGAACGUAAUUGGUCGACGGGAAGGGGGCGUAUCGCCACCUACUGUAGCGGAGUGGGACAUACUUUAAUCUUCAUUAGAUGACCUCAUCGAGCUUCAUCUUUACCUCGACUUGACCGUGCAUGUAAACGUUCUGACUGUCUGAAUUGCAAACAGGUUAUCCAUGUAGAUAUUUACACCCUGGUUCAAACGAUCCACUGUGCAGCUCACAUAUUUUAACCCUUCGUGGUCACCUGAGGCGUCGUUUCUUUCUCACACCGCCAGUUGCCUUAAACCGACUUUGCCAUUGAACAGAAGAUGCCUCGUGUUGAUGACAUCACAGAGUGUUUUAAGAUCAGCUGUACUCACUGCUGAAGAACACGUUACCAAAGCAACGCUCUGGUGCUGCUUCUGUAAACAUCUUCACCACCUCUGAACCUGAAUACAGUGAGCAGUUUGCAGGAUCUCACAGCGGUGCCUAAACCAUGAUGACGAUGAAAACAACAACAAUCACUGGAAUGAUAUGUAUGUAAGGAGUCGGUGUCUGAACCGGCUGUUUGUCUGAACAAAGUUAGUUUAGUGUUUUUUUUUUGUUUUGUUUUGUCAUCGAGAGAAUCUCAGAACGCAGCGUUGUGUUUCACCUCAGCCUCACGUUUCCUCUCACACGAUCACUCAGUCUCUGCUCCUGAAAUCUGCCCGAAUCGCUCGUCCACACAUGAUCCUCACAGUCUGACGUUCGACCCGAGUCCAACACCAUUAUGAUUAUGUUUGGACUUUAUAUCACUGCUACUUGAGCUCGAUCGUAUUCACAGUAUCAACGAAGAAGAAAGCAGAAAAGAGAAGGAAGAGCUCAGCGGCCUCACCUCUCCUCGAGACACUUCCUUUAUAACUCCUGAUGACUGCUCUCAUCGGGUCACCCUAAACGUCUCCUGGCAGGCUGAGCGCUCUGGAGCACAUGCAUGAAGCGUUUUGUGCUUUGAGGAAAAGAAGCGCUGCAUGUCCAUCCUGUCUCCAUGACAACAGUCUGUUAACAACGGCCGCUGUAUGAUCGACACUGCUCUGUUAAUUUUUACUGCAUGUUUUAUAUUUGAGAUCGUUUAUUUCCCGCAGGAGGCAAAACUACGGGGAAUAUCAAACAUUUGGAAAAGAGCGGCAGUGACGUCGACAGCACCUUUCUGAAAAGUUUAAAGAUUUUCAACUGGAAGCGCUCGGAGUGACCGCACAAAAAGGCGGCGCGCUCUGAAGAAAGACGCUGGGCGCUGCACUUUUUGUCCAGACAGCUGCUACAGACGCUCUCUACUCAGAAAACAAUUGAAAGAAGACGAGUUGUUGUGAGCGCUACACACUGUGUGCGUUGGAGUGUCUGUGUCACUCUGCAAUACUCCGCCCUCCAAACACUAGUUGGCAGUGCAGUGUAGACCAAUCACAGGGCUUGUGAUCUGCGUUGUUUUGUUACAUUUUUGAGGAGGUGCACGGCAGCGUGUGCUACGGCGAUGAUUCAACACAGAAUUAUAAAUCAGGUUAAGUGAUAUUUCUAACACCUGAAAGUGAAACGGCUCCCUCGCAGGGUCCCAGCUCGGCCUCGGGUUUAGUUUGUUGUUGUUUUGUGGCGUGUGUGUGAAGCCCCAGCUGUGAGGAAAAGCCACUAAUGCACGCCGUGCAAAGGAUUAUGGGAGUUAAGUGAGUUAUGAGAUUACUUGAGUUUGUCUGACUCACUGAUCAUCAGGUGUUUUUCUGACAACAUGAAGAAUGAUUUUAUUUUGAAAUGUGGCAACGAGUUUUGGAAUCACAGAGGUUCGUGAUUAAAGGAAGAAUGUGCGACAUGUUCCACAUAAAUAAAUCAUAAAUCCAGUCUAUCCUGUGUAAAUGUGUCUCUGAGUCAUUUAGCUCGACUCCUUUGCACGAGUGUAGAGGGGUUGGAGGUGUGACUCUGGAGGAGAGCGGAGGCUUCAGUAUGGAGGAGGCGUGGCCUAACAGCAGUUUGUUUUGGUUUCAUGCUGGUGCUCAAGGGCGACACCUACUGGAUCAAAAAGUCGCACAUUCUUCCUUUUAAAUAUCUUCUGUUUCGAGGUAUAAGAUCAUGUUUGCACACGGUUAGGAGGACCGAGUGUACGGACGUCAACAUGUUCCAUACUUUACUUUUUAAUACCACGUGUUUUAAAUCGAAGCAGUCGCUUAUUUUAUUGAUCGAUAGGAAACGAAAAAGUACCAAAGCUUUGAAAAAACUUCUGAUCUUUGGUCAUAUUUUUAAACACAAGCUGCCACGAGCAAAAGAGAGAGAGAGAGUACUGUCUUCAUUUAGCAAAUACGUUUGGGUAACUAAUCAUUGUUAACAUAUUUGUACAGUAAGAAGGAGUUUGUCUGCUAGUUUUGUUUUUUAAAACAAGAAAUCAUUUAAUAUUUGGUGCCUUGGACUCGGUGUGGCGUCGUUUGAUUUUCACUAGAGUCGAACCAAAGUUUAAAUAUUCUACUCUCAUCACGACAGCCCGCCUCUGAAGGGUGGCAGCCAUCUUUACCAAACGGUGCUCUUAGACAUAUUAAUCGUGUUUGACUUUGAGUUUUAAACCACAUCGUCAGUCUUCAUUGUGCAGCAGUUUGAGCGAUGGCUGCUGUGUUUGCACGGGGACCAAAACGAUUCACUUCCUCUUUUUUUUUUUUUAUUGGAACAUCAAGGGAACGUUUAAACCACUAUGAGCUCAUGGUACAGGUUCUGUUGUGUUUGUGAACAUGUGAUUGUUAAAGCAAAUAAAAUCCAUUCUAUUACUAAAGA
This is a messenger RNA of Labrus bergylta (ballan wrasse), 6630 nucleotides long. The record is from RefSeq and is a predicted model, not a curated record. NCBI's taxonomy places the organism in Eukaryota, Metazoa, Chordata, Actinopteri, Labriformes, Labridae.